AUGGAUUUUAUCUCUGGUCUACCAAAAUCUGAAGGGAGGGAGGUCAUCCUAGUGGUAGUGGACAGAUAUACCAAAUACAGUCACUUCUUGGCACUCAACCAUCCUUACACAUCAGCAACAGUGGCCAAGUGUUUGCUGACAAGACUGGGCACCUCUUUACAUUUGAGCACUGCUUAUCACCCUCAAACAAAUGGACAGACUGAGAGGGUGAAUGCAUGCCUUGAAUCUUACUUAAGGUUUAUGAUAAAUGAUAAUUUACAACAGAGACAAGUAGUGGGACACAUGUUAAAAGGAGUGCUUGAGGAAGCUCAGCACAGAAUCAAACAACAGGCAGACAAAAAAAGGAUUGAAAGGGAAUUCAAGGAAGGAGAGUGGGUGUAUUUAAGGCUACAAUCUUAUAUGCAUACAUCAGUGCAGCUAAGGAAGAAUUUAAAACUUGCUGCUAAGUUCUUUGGCCCUUACAAGAUACUGGAAAGGAUUGGGAAGGUGGCCUACAAACUGCAACUUCCACCUGAGUCCAAAAUUCACCUACAUUUCAUGUCUCUCAGUUGA
Papaver somniferum (opium poppy) is the source of this 552-nucleotide messenger RNA. RefSeq lists its product as uncharacterized. The transcript has 3 exons. The coding region runs from base 1 to 552 and encodes 183 amino acids. Gene Ontology annotation, molecular function: nucleic acid binding. NCBI's taxonomy places the organism in Eukaryota, Viridiplantae, Streptophyta, Magnoliopsida, Ranunculales, Papaveraceae. The record is from RefSeq and is a predicted model, not a curated record.